AUGUCCGCUAGACGUCGUCGUGGAACUCAAGCUCGGGAACCUUCUCCACAGGACUUUCAAGAUGAUCACCUCGAGGUGCGCGAUUUUUUUAAAAUGCGAUCCUGAAGGAAAAGCUUUCAGGUGAUUCCAAUAUUAUCAGGCGUUAAAAAACCAAGCAGGAAAAAUAAUCAAGGCGACAAGUAUGUUUUUAUUCUUAUUUCAACUUCCGAAAUUUUUCUCAGAAGCGAAAUGGCAACUGUUGAUUCUUCGUCAUCAGAAGAGGUUGUACCACAAGAAAGUGAGUAAAAUUACUUUUAUCUUGAUUUUUUUUUUCUCCACCAGGUAUGAAAAAUGUUCGCGUGACGCGUUCGAUGUCUGGAAUAACUUCUUCCAGAAAAACCUCUGAAGAAGUUUGUUACUUUUUUCUGGAGUUUCCUUUAAGACUGCUAAUUGAACGUCUCAGAUGCUCUCUACGCCUAUCACGCCACGGAGAAAACGCACAGCUAGUGCGGAGAAAGUGAAAAGAAAACCGUUAUUUGAGAAAAAAAAAACGCUGAAUUAAGAUGAAGGACGAAAAAAACCCUACUCAAGUCAUGGAGAUUAUCGAAGAAGAAGGCUCGAAAACACCAACCAAAUUUCCCGUGCCCGAGAAAAUCAGUUCUACGAAAAGAUCUUCGAAACAGCGCACAGUUAGAACGUAACAUACAGUUCGUCGAUGAGAGAUUCAUUCAGCCUGCGGCUACUCCUAAAAAGAGAAGAUCUACCCGCGGGACAGCUUCUGAGGAACAGACUCAAGUUCGAGAACCCGUGUUUGAUGACAUAAGUGGGAAGGAACCACGUUUCAGGAGAUCACGAGGUUUUUACGUUCUUAAGUUCUCAUCAAUAUUUUCAAACAAGAGAAGACAAUCAUAUUCAUUUGUAAAAAACAAACCGGAAAAAAUUUCUUGCAAAAAAAAUAUUUUUUUCAUUUGGAUUUCAUAAGAUAGGGAUAUAAUUUGAGGAAUAAUUUAUUUUACAUUUUUAACAGAAUCUUUCUCAAGUUUAAAAGAAAUUUGACCUCUCACAGAUUUAAAACCACGGAACUACGAGGAAGUUGUUUUUAUUGAUCUGACGGAAGAUUCCGCAGAGGAAACUGCUGAGCCAGUAUUUCAAGGAGAAACGACAGAUUUCACCACUACAAAACAGAAUGAUGGAGAACAACCUCUUGGUUUUUGUUUAUUAGCGAAAACUUCAAUUUCGUUUCUUUCUUCAGUUGUGUCCGACAUUGAGGAGAUAGAUAAUGUAUCAAGAAGAGAAUCACUCGACAGUCCGUUAGGCCCAGGUUGGUUGAACGUUGAAAUUGAUAGGUUAUAAAUCUUUCGAGGUUGAUAGGACGUCGAAAAAGCUUGUUUCACAAUUUUUCUGCUUUUCUUAUAAAGAUAUUUACAGCGGCGGAGCAUCAUCAAGUUGUGGAAUCGGAUUGGCUGAACGCUCCACAAGAUCCAUGCAACGACACAGUUCUGUCAAUGGAUUGGGAGGUGUGUUUUCCGACCAAACCUCGUAAUCGAUUUUUUAGGAAGCUCCAAAGGACUCGUUGCCCGAAAAAUGCAGAGAGUCCGAAAAAGACUUGGAGGACGAAAAGGUCACAUGCACCAAAAUAAUUUUGUUAACUUCCUUUCAAGCAUAUCGUGUUUUUCCGUCUUGUAGUUAAUAUUCUAUUUUUUCUGAGCGCUGAACAUUUCUAAGUUCAGAAGGAAAAUCGGAGUUCGGAACAUGUUCAAAUAGCUGAAGAAAGCUCUGAAGACUUGGCAGGGAAACCGGAAGAGGUCGUCUGGAUAUCUUCAAAACCUACGAAGAGUUCAGAAGGUAAGAAUGCUCGAACUUAAUCGAAUUUAUGUUUUUCAAGAUUCUCGAAAAACGGAAACGGGGGAUGACUCGAAGGAACCUCCAGUUCUUCUGUUAGAAGAAGAUGAAGAUAUCGUAGAGGAAACGAAAAAGGUAUACUUUUUUCCUGCAAAGGUGAAUCGAAAAAUCGAUAUAGUCGAUGUGCCACGACUUGAAAUUUCAUGGAACAACACUCCGCUUGGGGCCUUGUGGUCGUGAAAGCGCCUUGCCUUUGCGAAUUUACGUCGCGCUUUUCAUUUUUUCUUUCAUUUGAAAAUUUCACUGUUUUAAUUAUGUUUCAAUAGUUUUCUUCGUGCCAAACUCAUGAUUAUCAUUGCUAGUGGAUAGACUGUUUCAUUAGAAACAAAUAAAGUUGACUAAUUUUCGAAUUUUAAGCGAAAAAAUGCGUUUAUAAUAUUGAUUUCAACGUCCCUGACAUGCAACAUUCUUCUAUUUUCACUUGUAAUUUUUCAAAUCAUUUAAAAAAAUAUCCCGAUCAGAAAUAAAACACAAUGAAUGUUUCAACAUUGACGAAUUUUGUACAAAAAAAACAGAUACAUAAGUUCAAAGGAAAAAUCAUUAGUUUUCUGGACAUUUCGUUCAGCACAUCGUUUCCACUGUUCCAAGUGCCCACUGUUCACGCCCCAUUUCUGACGCAUAGUUCAGCAAUUCGACUUAUCUGAAGCUCCAUUUAAAAAAAAAGGAACCAAAAGCUUUCUUCAAAUUAUGUUGCAUUGCAAAGCUCGAAAAGGCAAUAAUCUCCUCAUAUUGAGCAUUUUCUGCAAAUUCUUGUAUUCUUGUCGGUUGAAAUUAUCAAGAAGCAUUAGCAAGAGAACAUUAAAUGAUAUUUAACCUCGAUGAAAAUUUUUUCCACAAAACGCCACAAAGACUUGUGAAGUUGAAAAUAUCGCGUCUUUAAAACCAAACGUUACUCUGCAAUUUCGAUGUCAGUGGGAUAUGAAAAACUAACCUCGUCUUAUAUCCCUAUGGAUAAGCUUCUUUCUUCCUCGCCAACCUUUGAAAUCUCGUUGAGAUUCCCUCAAUAAAAUCAUGUCCAACGGCAAUAAAAAGUAAAAGAACAAAAACAGAGGAGUCGAUUUAACCUUAUGUUGACCGAAACCGAUCUCUCUAUUUCAUUGUGCUCAUUCACGUGUUCAUUUUAUAAGGCACUCACUUUCUGAAAAAAAGAUAUAUUAACCACUGCAAACAGAAAAAAAAAACCAUGAAAACAUUAAAAAAACACAGAAACUUUUGUAGAAUAUUGUGGCGUUUAAAACCUAUUUCACCCGCAAAUCCUUUUUGUAAACCUUUGAAAACUUUUUUGAGAAACGAGAAAAACAAUAUUAAAGCGAUUGACGAAUACAUGAAGUUUUUCAAAUUUUUUUUAUCGCUUUUUUCGAGAAAGAUCAUGAAAUUUACUGUGUUCUUUCGUUUACAUUUGUACAAUACAAUCCUUCUCAAAGGUAAUAAUACAUUUUAACGGAAAAAAAAACAAGUAAAAAACGAUCAAAACUAGAAUGAAAACCAAAAAAAAAUUAGCGUGGUGGCCGAGGUUGGCAAAUUCGCAAAAAGCGCGCUAUCGCACAAAUCGAAACAGCGGAGUGUCGUUUCGUGAAAUUUCAACUUGUGGCACAUCGACUAUACAAAUAGCUACCAGGUAGCAACUUUUAAAAAAGUCAAUCGGCGUAUGGUAAUCGGUGGUCGUUUGUAUGCAACCGGGUACUAUCUCUAUAGUACCUGGGUCGGAGGUCGGUGCAAGUAGCUACCGGGUAGCUACCUGACAUUCGCGAUUUUUACCGGAUAGUCUGGAAUUGCUUCCCGGGUCGUUAUUUUUUGUUUCGGCUUUAUCCAAUAAGACCCUGGAAGACUUGGGAAGGUGUAAAAAACACUGGUGUUAAAUAAACGACCGAUGUGCCAGCCAGUGGCGAUCGCGAAUUUCAGGUACCUACCCGGUAGUAUCCGGAUACCGAUCAGGUACUAUCCAGGUACCAUAGAGAGAGUACCCGGUCGCAUACAAAUGACCACCGAUUACCAUACGCCGAUUUACUGGAGUUGCUACCCAAUACCUACUUGUAUCUACCUCUCGAUUCACCAGUGUGUUUCCGUAUAGUGUUGACCUGACCUUUAUUGGUUCUCAUCGUAAAUUGAGAUCAUGUUGAUAGUUUGAAAUUAUUUUGUAUACAAUUCAUUCGGUUUCAAUCGAGUAACGAAGGGGAUGGAACAGCAGCAAAAUAGAUUUUUUUUAAAAUAUUUUUAGGCUCAGCCGUUGAACUUAUUUAAACCUGGUAAAAAAAUGAUUAUCUGCGCCUAGAGAUAGAACAAAAUGUAUUUUUGAUAAAUUUUAGUCCAAUUUUGCGUUUGAAUUGAACGGGUAUUACUUUUUAUGUGAUAGAAACGUAGGCCUCGAGAUAAUCCUGUUUUUGUUAAAUUUGAUUAGAGUUUUAGUAUCAUAAUGCUUUUUUGAGGGGUUCAAGCAAUCUAUGGUUCUCUUCAAAAAUUAUUCUAAUUUCAUGAUUACUUCCAUCACUAAAACUUUUUUUUCCCGGAAAAGCACCAUUGCAACAUAAGAUUUUCCUAGAGUAUAGAAAAAACUAUGCUCUUGACGCUCUUAGUUAGACAUAAAUUGAAACUUGCGAGCUUUCUUUCAACCAUUAUCCCAUCUUUUCUUGAGGAUAGCGGACCAACUGUUGCAGACAUUUCACCAGAGAGUCGAAGAAAAGAUAGGCCGUACAGUUCAUAUUUUCAGUUGAUGCUUUGAAUGUUACGCAAAUUUGUUUUUUUUUUUUUCAAAAUCGCUUAUCACGUGUUCAUCGGACAAAACGAAAAUUUCUUCAAAACGCAAAAAAAAAAUUGCUUCAAAUCAAAAAUUAGUACUGUUUUGGAGCAACUUUGACGCGCCUAUGAACACGAUUUUUCGUUUUUAAGCAUUUUUCGUUUCUCCGAUGAACACGCCAUCAAGGAAUCUCCGAGCUACCUAAUGUGAGCGGAGAAACUUUUGGAUAUAAAAUAUUAUUGGUUUUUAAUUCAAUCUAUAUAGAACGUUGAUGAUGACGCCAGCGUCCAAUUCGCAGCUGAGGAAAAAAAUUUGAAUAAGGUAGUAUUUCCAUAACUUCAUAGCUUUAAAUUAUAUUUGCAGCCAAAUCAUGAAAAAUCUACAGACGAAACUUUCGAACGGUUUGAAGGGAGACUCCAGUCCGAAGAGGUAUAAAUCCUAUUUCAUCGAAUUGACGUUGGAACGUAUCUAAUUGGGUUUUAUCUGUUUUAGUCUGUUAAUCUGGGAGAAACUGGUGUUCAAGAUACUGAGCUUCCACACAAAAAAAAACAAAGAAGUGCAAAAAUGAAACGAACGAUUUUUCUGUGUUAAAUUUAUUUUCAAACAAAGUAUGUCCAUCAAAACUUGAGUUAAUUCCCAAAACCUGAAAAGGGGAUCAGGAAAAAGGGAAAAGGACGGUGUUAGACAAUCUUUUUCACAGGCGGUAUGUUUUUUUCACAGUUUCGACAUUGGAACUUUGAUUAAAUAUAUCUUGUUUGUCUUUGAGUUUGAAUUUCAGAACGGUGGUCCUGCAGAAGGAGAUUUGACGGCAACCAGGAAGAAAGGAAACAGAAAAGUUUUUUUUUCUUCAAUUCAGAAACUUUUGAAAAAACAGCCGAUAGCUAAGGGUGUAGAAAAUAAACUUUCAACAUCGGUUUCGUUUUAGGUUCACGGUUAAAACACGUUUGAUUGUUCAAACUAUAUUCAGAAAGAAUAUGCAAAUCCUACAAAGUUAAGAUUCCUUGUAAUUAAUUUAUAUAGGUAAAAGUGCAAAAAUGAAAAGUUUUUAGCAGAUAGAAGCUUUUCAUUUGGAAAAAAUUCAAGAUAACAAAUCACGGGUUCAUUUUUUUGUCGAGCAGUAAAGAUUGACUAUCAGUUGAAAUUCAUUCCGAAUACCUAUGGACACGUUCCUUAAGACAGUUUUUUCAGCGCAUGAAAGUAUUUUAAGGCAUCCUUCGGCCAAAAAAAACUUCGGUAUCCCCAGUCAUCACGGAGACACGGAGACACGGAAGAAAAGGAUCUGGGUUUAAUCCUUAUCUUUCGUGGCUCCAGCCAUAGUGACUGAGGUUACAUUGUUCUAGUUUAGCAACAUAAAGUUCGAAAGAACAUCUCAUUAUCUUCCUAAAUUUUUAUACAUGUUUGCUUCUCAGAAAUAAUUUUUAAUUUUGAUGCUUAAAAAUAUUUGAAUGGACGGGAGGUGCGAAGAAAAUAUUCAAAGUAUUUGGUUUGCAUUGUCGGCGCGACUUAUACGCGACGGCGACUGCAUUUCCCGCAUUCGCCGUCUCUGACUGUCUGCGUCGCUUCGCCUCUUCGCUGUUUUUCUCGGUUUAAUGCAUUAUCUUCUCACUGCCCGCAUUUAGUUCAGAAAUUGGAACAGAAAGCCGAAUAAGUGUUCAUCCUUUUUCUAUAAAAACAUUUUUCUUUUAGUUUUUAGACUUUUUCGCUUCUUCUUCUUCUUUUUUCUUUUAAGCCAUGUUUAUUCCAUAAAUUUUUACCCUUUUCUAAAAACCAAAAUUUAUUACACUUUUCUUUGAAUAUAAUCUUUGAGAUUUUUCAGAAAUCGAAAAGUGCCAAUCCAGUCUCAGCAGAGCAACGAGAAAAAGAACAGUUUUUGGAUGACAAAAUGAUUGAAAACGGCGUUGCGGACGUCGUUUCGAUUCCACUGAUUCCCGACUUCAAAGACUUCUUUAACAAGUUUUUUUUCUUUUAUCAUCAUCAUAUAUCAUGAAAAAGAAAUGCAAAGAAGUUAUGUUUUUUUGCGGAAAAAAGAACUUCGCGAAACUGAUCUACUUCAGGAAUUCGGUUUGUAAACUUUCAUAUCCUUUAUUCAACUUUUCGAUUCAAAUAAAAAGAAUCAAAUAAAACAGGUGGACUUGUUAUUAUUCCUUUUUUCCUUCUGCUCGUAACAGAAAUUACGCUUUCAGUCACGGCAAGUACGGCGAGCAACUCGACGAGGCCAUCAGAAGCGUUUUCGAGUUUUCGUGCAAAGUGGCGCCGCAACCCGACGACUUGCCAUUGCCGUUCAUCUCCAACCAUGAAGAAGUCGUCUGGUCUUACGUCAGCCACAAAGCCAAGCAGCUCAAGGGAUUUUGCCGCAGAAACAAAGUAUUCACCCUCCUGUUUUUAUUUGAUCGAAGUUUUAUUCAGGUUGCUCUCGAUGAGAUUUUUGCCAAGCACCUUUUCCUUGAAGUGGAAAAUGGCCCAGAAACUUUUGAGAACGACGCUGAAGAUGAAGAAAAUUAUCUGGAUGAAGAAGGGGAGGAAGAUGAGGAACACCAAUCGGAUUACUCUGAUGAAAGUGGUGAAAUGCCGAGUAAUGACUUGGAAGACAAAGAUCUCUUCAGCCUCAAGUGCGCAUAAUUCUCAAUCGCAUCAAAUCUUUACAUCAAUUUGCAGACCGGAAGACCUGGUCAACUUGGAACGAGAGCUGCAAGAGAUGGAAGACGAAGAAGACCAAAAUGAGGGCCAAGAAAGUGAAGACAACUCGGAAAGGGACAAGAAACAUUACCCGAAGAGCGUAGUCGAUGAUCAGUUCUUCAGGUUUUUUGUCUUUUCUUUGUUCUAAAAUCAGUGUUUUUUAGCCUUGCGGAGAUGAACGACUUUCUCGAUCGGAUGGAUCGACAAGAAAUCGAAGACGAUGUCCUCGUAUCUGAGGUUUGUUGUCGGAUCAAGAACUUACCGUUUUAUUGCUCAUGGUAGAGUUCGCAUUCUGGAACGGCCGACUAUCGAUACGAAGACUUUUUUGGAAAGCGUGAAGCUGUUCCAGAGGCUCCGGUCGAGAAGAAAAAGCUGAAGAGGAAACAUGCGGAUCCGACUCCAAAGAGCGAAAAGUUUGUUUCUUUCCGAGUUAUUUUUUUUUCAUAGUGUCAACUUGGCUCAAAGUAAGAUUUUUGUUUUAUGAGUUGAAAGAAAAAUUGACAGGAAGAAGGUGCGUUUCGCCGAAGACGUUCUAGGAGAUGGCGAAUCAGAAGAAGAGAACGAAAAGGAAGUUCCUGUUCUGUUGGGAGACAAAAAGGAAAAGAAAAAAUCCAAGUUCGAGCAACGGCAAGAUAAGGUUGCUUCCUUUGGACGGCUUACCAAAUUUUAAUCUUUUAUUUUUUCGAUCUUUUGUCACAAACUUAUGAAGAGCUAUUUCUGAUAAGGGAGAGGCAUUUAGAAGUUGCAGCGAGUUUUAAUUUCGAGUAUUGUUGAUUUGCAGCUGCAAGAAAGAAUCGAGGCACUGGAAAAAGAGAACUUGCAACCGCGCAAGUGGGAACUUAGCGGGGAAGUGACGGCCGAGGGACGCGAGGAAAAUACUUUGCUCGAGACUCACGUCGAGUUCGACCACGGCGCCAAAAGAGGUCGGACCCCGCUUUUUCCUCACUAAAAACUUCCUUUUUCAGCCCCCGAAGUCACUGAGGACUUCACUACAAAGCUCGAAGAAAUGAUCAAGCAGCGGAUAAAGGACAAGAGUUUCGACGACGUGAUCCGUGUGCGAAAAGAGGAAGAAAAACCGACGACGUUCCGCGUCGAUCCUCUCGAAGAGACCGAAGGAACCAAGAAGAGCUUGUCUGAAGUCUAUGAAAAGGAGUAUCAGAAAGCUGUCGAGGUGCCUCUGAAAAAAAGUUUCAAACUUUUUUUUUCCUCAGAACGGAAGCUCUGAGCCGAAGAAGAACGAAGCACACGAAGAAAUUGAAAAAAGGCUCAAAUCCUUGUUCCACCUCGUCGAUUCUUUGUCCCACUUCGAAUAUACUCCGCCUCAGGUUUUUUUAAAGCUUUUUCUAUUCGGGUUCUUCUCAAUCAGCUACUAACUAUCCAUAUGAUGCCGAACUUCUCAUUGAGACGCUUUUUUGACCACAGUAUUUUUUAUAACUGAUGAAGUUUUGAAAUUAGAUUUAUUUCGAAUAAAAAAAAUGCUGUAUAUCACUUUCAUUACAACUUGAAUAUUUUUAUUUCCUGUGUCUAGGUUCUUUCACUUGUUUCUAUGAUUUAACGGCAAUAAAACAGACGUAAAAAGUUCAAAAAGUUACAAAUUUUUGCGAAUGAGCUCUAACAGGACUUUAGGAAGGUUUGAUAUAGCCUGCAGAGAACAUCUAGCUCGGAGAGACUCGAUUCUCCUCCUUUAUCGAAGUUUUAAUCUGGUAUUACCUCAAUAAAGAGGCUUCAGUGAUAAUUUUGGCAAUCAAAUAAUAAAAAAAACAAUUGGAAAAUUUUCUUUUUCCCUGCUAAUCAGUGUCACCGUUUCUCUAUGUGUGUUCCAAACCGACGAAAUAUCAUUCUCAGUUUAAAAGCGAAAAGGGGAAGACUGUUUCCUGAAUUAAAAAUUAAUUCAUGUGUCGAUGAGAAUAUUGGAAGAUACAAAAAAUUGUGUUUUGAGGUUUUUGCGAUUUUCAUAAAAUUUUCCUCUGCUUUUUUUUUUAUUGAAUGCUAUAGUUUCUCUGAAGUUUUUUUUUUGCUUUGUAAAUCCACGGGUAUUUUUAUCAUUAAUUUUUUGGGAUCUGUGUUCUUCUAACUAAAUUUUUUUAAGGCAGUAGACGACGUGAAGAUAGUCUCGAACAUGGCGUCGUUGCGUGUAGAGGAAGUGGGAAUAAUGGCAUCGACGGACUCGGAUUUGCUGGCACCUGAGGAAGUGAAAAAGAAGGCGAAGGGCGAGGUGAAGGCUCACGAGGAGAGGACCAAGACAGACAAGUUGCGGGCUCGUCGCAAGAAGAAGACCAAGCAACGGCUCGUUUUUUUUUUAAAGAAAGAAUGUGGUUAGAAAAAUUUAACGUGAAGAAGUAGUUUCUAAAUUAGUGAAUUUUCCGGGAGUUUACACCUGUUUCCUUUAUAGUCGCAUACUGAAGUUUCAAUUAGUUACUGUAGACAGUUCUCAAUUUUUUUCGUUUUGUUAUAAUAGUGAUCAGUGGAAAGGAAGAUGGGAUCUAAGAAAACAAAAAUAAAAAGAAAUAAAAAAUAUGAAGCUUCAGUGCCCUCGUGAUGAAAAUGGGCGAAGAAAAAGUUUUUGGCGAGCAGAAGGCGUUGAAGCUGAAGAAGAAGAAAAAAGAGAAAGGAAUCGGACAGCAGGAGGAAAAGUUCAAAACUAGUCAAUUCUUUUCCAAGCUUCAGAGCACUGUGCAGCAGGUUUUCCCCUCACUUGGUUAUUUCAAAAUAUGGUUUUUUUUCAGGAACUGAAAGAGAAAAAAAAGAAAAAGAAGGUCAUUUCGAGCACAAUAGAUGGUAACAGUGCCAAAUUCAAACUUUAGACUUUCUUAGCAUUGUUGAUCUUUUUCAUGUUGUUAUUGUUUUCUGUUAUUGUUUUAUUGUUUUGUUUUAAAAUUUUGAAUAAAAAUAAGAAAUUUUUUAUGUUUGACGGCUGAACUUGAGCGGUUCGAUUCUCCGCGUUGAGAACUUUCUAUUCUAAUCUUCAUUGUUUCUCCUUCAACUUUAUCUAGACUAGGGUGGAGCCAUGAACUACGGACCUCCAGGUGGUCCGACAGGCGCGGUGGGCGGAGCCAACGCGGCAGGUAUGAUGGCCUAUCCCGGUGGCGGCCUCGUCAUGCCCGGCAACGCUAUGAACAUUCAGCAACAGCCACAGCGUCUGGUAUUAUUUCUUUUCCUCAUACCUAUGAGGAUUCGCAAAGUUGAAUUUGGAUUUCGAUGGCUAAAGCUUGUCACAGUAACCGUGAGCAUUUAGAGGGAAUAUUUUUCCCGUUUGUUUGAAAGAACGUCAUUUUGUUCAUAAUUUGAAGAUAAUUUAAAGCACCUUCCUAUUUUCGUUCUUUUUACUCAUCUGUUGGUCUUGUAAGUUUUUACAAAAAAGGUGAAAACUUUUUUAAUUGAUUCGAAGAGAGUUUUUCUCCCUAAAUUCGCGUAAGAAAAAAAAGAAGAACUUUUUUUAUCCUUAAUAUAAUUUAUUUUUUUAUUGCCAUAAAAGUAGAAAAAAAUAUCGAAACAAGAAUUAUAAACUUUAAAUGGAAGAAAAAUUUGAAUAAAAUUGUGGAAGAAUCCAAAGUCUUCACCUUUGCCUCUUGAUUUUUAUUUUUCCUUCACAUGAGAUUAUAUAAUUUGUGACAUUGUAGACGCCUGCGCAGCAGCAACAGAGACUCCAACAAAUGCAAAUGUACGGACAACAGGGGACUUCGAACAUGAUGAACGCGCCCCACGGAAUGAUGCAACGUACAGUAUCCUCCAAAACUUUCCAUACAAGUUUCUUUUUUCAGAAAACCCAGCCAUGUACAGUCAGCCGGGCCAGCAAGUACCUUAGUUAGUUUUUGUUUGUUUUUUUGUUUUCAAAUUUUUUGUCGUUAUAGUAUUCUUUCCUCUUUUAGCUAGGCGCUCACAAGAGGAAAGUGAUUUUACUUUGUGGCCGGAGUUUUUUGAAAAUUGGUCAAAAUUUUUUUUCUGAAUACUAGAUGAAAACUCUCCAAGUGUUAAUCAGCAAUACCUCUCAAAAAAACUUAGUCGAAAAAGGCUGUCAAGAUCCAUCUAGUAAUUUUGAGAAAGUUCUCAAACGCAAAUUAAAAUUAAAUUUUUCAUCUAGUAUUUUCACAUUUACUUGAUUUCUCAUAGUGAACAUUCUAUAACUCUUGUGACUUUUAACUGGGUUGUAGUAUCUUUCCGUGUUUACCAUACAAAACUCUGUCUAGUUUUCAUUUCAUUUUAUUUUUUUGUUUUCAAUCAUGACGAUAACCGGUGAAAAAUAAUUCAUGAGAUUUCAGCGCUAGUUGAAAUUUUUCCUCUGUUACCUAAUUUUUGUGAACUGGCGCGUGUUUAAUCAUUUAAAAAUUUUUUUCAUUUUUUUCCCCCAGUGGGCAAAGGUUUCCGAACGAAGCCGCCUGGCGCCAACAUCAACAGCAGCAGCAACAACAGCAAAUUCAACAGCAGCAGAUGCAACAGCAGCAGAAAGAUGGCACUACGGACCGCAAAAAGGAUGUACCAGAACUUCAACAUGAACGAUGUACGUCAAAACUCCCACCCCCAUUUCUUCAAAUCUCAUCCAAAUCAAUUCUCAUCGAAUUUUUAACUCCUUUUUGGGUAAAACUUUAAUCCGGAAAAUAUACAUAAGCAAUAACUUUUUCAUUAAAAUAUAUAUAACGAUUACACGCUAUUAAAUCUUUGAAACUAUUAUAUAUAUACUUUUAACUAACUCAUUUUUAAUCAUUACUUCGUAGGAAUUAACUAUAGCUAAAGAAUAAAAAUCCACAGACGGAAUCAUGAGCAGCAGUUUUGUCUUCUUUAAUGAACGGAAGUUUUCCAGAAACGGAUGGUUCAUCCUAAUGUUGGCGCUCCUCCCGGGCAAAUUAUGGUCCCUACAGGUUUGAAAUGGCUGAAACGCCGAAAAAUAGAGUAAGAAUUCAGGCAUGAUGCGUCCUGGCAUGCACCAGAUGCAGUACGCCGGUGGACCGAUGCCCAUGAAUUCUGGGGGUCCUCAGGUCAUCAACAUGAACUCGUAAGUUAGCCUUCAGAGUUUCUUUCACUCUUCUCCUUGCAGUCGAAUGCAUGGCGCCCAGCAAAUGAGCGUUCCGAACGUGCCCCAGAUGACGUCGGCCGGCGGCUUGAUGCAGCCUCAACCCAAUGCCAAUCAAAUUCCAGGCGCCAGUCCCAAGGUAAUUUCUAAUUGCUCUCACGUUUCCAGAGUAAUUUCAUGGGCACUUUGAAGAAGAUCCUAUUUUCCAUAGUCUACGUUUUUAUUUAAAAUUGAAAUUGAAAAAAAAAAACGACUCUGAAAACUGCCCUUUUUCUGAUAUAGACUCUUCGCUAAAGGGAAACGCCCUAGGCGAAUGAAAGAUUUUUCGGAAACUAAAUACUCAACUUUUUCCGAUUUCUGGCUAUUAUGCAAUUCAAAAGAAGACUUUCUCCGAGAUACGGUCCGAAUACUCGAUAAAAAUGAAAAAAACUCGAAGUUCAGGUUACCAAUGUUGGAUCCCCGCACACGAUGCAUCAACAGCCACAGCAUUCCUCGCCCCAACUUGCCCAACAAUUACAACCAGCCACGCCUCGUACGUUUGCAGUUUAGUGUAGCCCUAACCUUUCCUGAUGAAGAAGGCGGACCGGCGUCCGUUCAAGCCCCAGGCAGCGUCGGGGCGCUGUCAGGUGGUCCCGGAAGCCAGCAACCGGCGUCGAACCAGCCCGAGGAGAGAUCCGCCGAGUACACGGCCUUGGUAUCCAUCUCUCCUCCAGCCAACCAUUUUCCUCGCUUUCAGCUGAAAGAGCUGCAAACGCUUUAUCUGGACCAACUUCGCCGAAUAAGUGACCGCUGCGCAGUCGACAGCGGUCCCAAACCGAAGGGUUUGGAGCGGGUCAUGGAAGUUCUCGAGGAAAAAAGGUCUGUACCACGUUAAUAUGUGUAAUCCUGAAAAAAAGUUGAGAAUCUUGAAGUUAACGCAAGAUGAGAACGACAAAAACCGCCCAAAAAUACUUUUUUUUUUGGCAAAUUUUCUAUGUGAGCAUUGAUUAUAUUUUCGAAAUUCACAGCUGUUCGCCAAAACUUCCGUAAACUGAAAAAAAUCAAUCAAAAAAAACUCUGGUGAACAUAUAUAUAUAUAUAGUUAUGUGGAACACUUGGUACUUGUGAGACUUGAGCAUCACCUAUGAUAAGUUCUGACGGCCUCCCAAUUAUUUUAUUUUCAGGACAGUUCGUUACCAACUUUUGCAAGGUUUGCGACCACAAAUUCGUGAACUUGUGGAAAAGGAAAGUUUGACAUAUCCUCUGAUGGAUGUGCUGAGGAAAAAGCUUGUCCCCAGUCACAAAUACGAAGAGAUCCUGAACCCCUCUUCGCCGGAGAAACUCUUCGACGACGAAACGAACGACGCAGUGCCGACAAGGCUGGACCCGUGGCAAUCCAUCAGCCACAUGCGGAUCAAGUGGCGCGAUACCGUCUUUUCGAGUCCAAUAGAAGCUUUUCAGAGUACCAGAAAAUGUGAGAGAAAUGAUAAAGGUGGCGGUAGAGGAGGUGACGAGAGAAGACACCAGGAAAAGAGUCCGCGACGAGGCUUCCGAGGAGGAAUUCCACAAGCGGAAAGUCGCCCGAAGAAGUAUGUUUUCCUUUUUCUUCUUUUUGCACAAAACGAGAGCGAUUAAUUGAGUAAUCUCUAAAGUCGUAAUAUUAUUUUUUGUGAUUUUUUAAUCCCUCUAAAAAGCUUAUUAUUUUUGAAAGUUGAGAAUUAUAGUGAAGUUUGAAUAGGUUAUUACUACACUGGUUAGUUACUGCAAGCCAUUGUCGGUCCGCUUAUCAAUUUCUCGUCGUUUCUUCCUUUUUUAAAUCAAAAAAAGCUUGUAGCUUUUUGUGAACAUUGUAUGUCGCGUGUUUUUAAACCAUCGAAAGCUCAAAAGUUAUGUGCUUUUUACUACGUAGCAACUACUUUCUUCACAGGAGAGCGACACUUUGGCGUUCCUCGUACGAUUUCUCCCAGCGAAGACCCUCGUUUCAUGGUAAUUCGUCUUCGUUUUUCCGACUGUUGACUCAAAACUCUCAGAUCGAUUGCCUUUUCGAUAAGCGUGUCCCUUGGAUAAUGCCUUCAGAAGCUCGUGCGGAACUUGUCAAAUGCCCUUGGCGCGUUGACGAACUCAAUUUGCCGACGUCUUCUUCCUGUCCCGCCGUCAUCGUGUGCAUUGAGCCGGAGAAUGUAUGACGAAGUAUUAAUUUUUCCACGUGACCUUGAGCUUUUCAGAUGCUCUGUGAACCACUCAGACUCAUCGUUCCUGCAGCGUACCCCGCGGAGCCGGCCAGCGUCCAGUUCGACAGAUCUUUCCCACUCGAGAAGGGUGCGAAGAUCAAUCCUCUCGAAGCGGUCAGCCAGCUUUUUUCUCCUUUCAAAAAAAAGUUCUGCGUUCUGAAACUUCAAACGUUGCAGUACGGAGCGGUUAAACUUCUCAAAAUGACAUUAAACUAGUCGUUUAUUUUUUUUCACCUUUUUUAGAGGUAAACACGAACUUUUGUAUGAAUUCGAAACAAACAGAGAGUUUCAAUUCUAGAACUGUUUUCCAUUCAUGUAACUUCUCUAUUUUUCCCUUGUGAUGCUUCUCAAAUCUGAUUUUUUUUGUGUUCAAAGUGACUCGCGAAAUUCGAAAUAGCUCGCAGAGAGUGCAAAAGAAACUAAAUUUAGAGGGACAGAGAUAAAUAUGCAUUUAACGGAAAUUAUUUUGAACACGGCUUCAAUUCGUGAAGCUGAUAAAUGUAGAUUAGAGUUUUCAAAAAGUUCAACUGCUUGAAGUGGAAAAUUUUCAGAUAUUUGAGAAGCACCUGGCGCAGCAAUCGAAGCCGUACUCUAUCACGAGCUACUGCUUGGCCUUCAAAGAAGCUUGUGCAGAGCUUCUCAAAAAACGCGAUAAUUUGAGGACAAAACUGUCAGACAAUGCGUUCGGCGACAAAAAUGUUGUGAAACGGUAA
Molecule: messenger RNA, 15222 nt
Organism: Caenorhabditis auriculariae
Lineage: Eukaryota; Metazoa; Nematoda; Chromadorea; Rhabditida; Rhabditidae
Source: the annotation of a GenBank genome assembly